UUGUUUAAGGGUAAGCUGCCGAACGACGCGCAUUUGUUACGAUUCUUACGAGCACGAGAUUUUGAUGUCGCCAAAGCGAAGGAGCUCGUCCACAAUAGUAUCAUCUGGAGAAAACAACAUAAUGUUGAUAGGAUAUUACAAGAAUGGACUCCCCCUGCGGUGUUGACGCAAUUCUUUCCAGGAUGUUGGCAUCACAGCGACAAGGAAGGGAGGCCAUUGUUCUUGUUACGUCUGGGUAAUCUUGACAUGAAAGGAAUGCUUCGAUCUUGCGGCUUGGAGAAUAUCGUCAAGCUCACGUUGUCCAUUUGUGAGGAGGGCUUAAUAAAAACAGCUGAAGCAACAAAACAAAUUGGAGCACCUAUCAGCACAUGGAGUCUUCUGGUCGACUUGGAAGGCCUAAGCAUGCGGCAUCUUUGGCGACCAGGUGUGCAGUCUCUACUGCGCAUCAUCGAAAUCGUUGAGGCCUCAUUGAUCCGGAAACGAUGGGUUCAAGUGCUAAUGUUAAGAGCCCGCGAGGUCUUUCCAUUUUAUGGACCUUGA
This is a messenger RNA of Cooperia oncophora, 540 nucleotides long. The record is from the annotation of a GenBank genome assembly. NCBI's taxonomy places the organism in Eukaryota, Metazoa, Nematoda, Chromadorea, Rhabditida, Trichostrongylidae.